This is a messenger RNA of Soboliphyme baturini, 393 nucleotides long. The record is from the annotation of a GenBank genome assembly. Lineage: Eukaryota; Metazoa; Nematoda; Enoplea; Dioctophymatida; Soboliphymatidae.
UUGCCGCUUAACGGCAGCGAAUUCUCCGUUUUCAAAACCGCGACGGAACCAAGUCUUCUGUUAAGUGUCUCGUUUUAUCCGGCAGCUGAUUUGGUAGAUGUCUGUUGCUUUCCGGCGUCGAACGUGAUUUUUCAAGAUGCAAAGCAAUGCAUGCCUCCCAAGAAGACACAGCAGUCAGAAAAAAGAACGAGUCACAACCUGAUAGAGCGGAGGUACAGGUCAAGUAUCAACGAAAAAAUUCAUGAAUUGAAAAUUCUUCUAGUCGGACCAAACGCCAAGGUACGUUUCGCGCUUUACAAUUUUUUGCGGUUCUUUUGUUCAGAGCAUUCCUUAGAUGCUGUUUGCUUGUAUAAUCAUUGUUUCAUACUAAGAUACACAAAGGAUACACUGUAA